AUGAGGUGGGCCGUGCCAGCCUCCGCAGUCCUAUUUCUGCUGCUCCUGCUGCUCGAGCAGCCACUUCUGAGCUCACCGCAGUCCCUGGGGUCCAUAAAGCUGCGCUUGGCAGGCCCAGGGAGCCGGCCAGAGGAGGGACGACUGGAGGUGCUGCAUCAGGGCCAGUGGGGCACCGUGUGUGACGAUGACUUCACGCUGCAGGAGGCCAACGUGGCCUGUCGCCAGCUGGGCUUCGAGACCGCCUUGACCUGGGCCCACAGUGCCAAGUACGGCCAAGGGGAGGGGCCCAUCUGGCUGGACAACGUCCGCUGCGUAGGCACAGAGAGCUCCCUGGAGCAGUGCAACUCCAACGGCUGGGGCGUGAGUGACUGCACCCACUCGGAGGAUGUUGGGGUGGUGUGCCACCCCCAGCGCCGCCGUGGCCACUUUUCCGAGCGUGUCUCCAAUGCUCUCGGGCCACAGGGCCGGCGGUUGGAGGAGGUUCGGCUCAAGCCCAUCCUCGCCAUGGCCAAACUGCGCAAGCCCGUGACCGAGGGAGCCGUGGAGGUGAAGUUCGACGGUCACUGGCGACAUGUGUGUGACCUGACCUGGAAUAGGAACAACAGCCGGGUGGUGUGUGGGAUGCUGGGCUUCCCCAGCACUGCCCCUGUCAACAUCCACUACUACAGGAAAGUCUGGAACUUGAAAAUGAAGGACCCCAAGUCCAGGCUGAAGAGCCUAACCAAGAGGAAUUCCUUCUGGAUCCACCGUGUCAACUGCCUAGGAACAGAGCCCCACCUGGCCAGCUGCCAGGUGCAGGUGGCACCAGCACGGGGCAAACUUCGACCCGCCUGCCCAGGAGGCAUGCACGCUGUGGUCAGCUGUGUGCCUGGGCCCCGCUUCCGGUCAUCCAGAGCCAAGCCUGCACGCAAGGAGUCUGGGUCAGAGGAUAUGCGAGUGCGGCUGCGCUCUGGGGCGCAGGUGGGCGAGGGCCGAGUGGAGGUGUUCAGGGACCGGCAGUGGGGGACCGUGUGUGACCACCGGUGGAACCUGGUGUCUGCCAGCGUUGUGUGCCGGCAGCUGGGCUUCGGCUCAGCAAAGGAGGCGCUCUUUGGGGCCCAGCUGGGCCAAGGUCUGGGGCCCAUCCACUUGAGUGAGGUGCGUUGCCGUGGGUAUGAACGGGCCCUGGGCGACUGCCCGGCUCUGGAGGGUGCCCAGAAUGGCUGCCAACAUGGGAACGAUGCUGCUGUCAGGUGCAAUGUCCCCAACAUGGGCUUCCAGGAGCAGGUGCGGUUGGCCGGUGGGCGCACCUCUGAGGAGGGGGUGGUGGAGGUGCAGGUGGAGGCCAAUGGGCUUCGGCGCUGGGGGGCCGUAUGCAGUGACCACUGGGGACUUGCGGAGGCCAUGGUGGCCUGCCGGCAGCUCGGCCUGGGAUUUGCCAACCAUGCCGUCAAGGACACGUGGUACUGGCAGGGCACGCCGGGCGCUGGAGAAGUAGUGAUGAGUGGGGUGCGCUGCGUGGGCACAGAACUGGCCCUGCAUCAGUGCCAGAGGCACGGGCCGGUGCACUGCUCACAUGGAGCUGGCCGCUUCUCUGCUGGGGUCUCCUGCACAGACAGUGCUCCGGACCUGGUGAUGAACGCGCAGCUGGUGCAGGAGACCGCCUACCUGGAGGACCGGCCGCUCAGCCAGCUCUACUGCGCGCAUGAGGAGCGCUGCCUCUCACAGUCUGCCGACCGCAUGGACUGGCCCUACGGGCAUCGGCGCCUGCUACGCUUCUCCUCCCAGAUCUACAACCUGGGCCGAGCCGACUUCCGGCCCAAGACAGGACGCCACAGCUGGAUCUGGCACCAAUGCCACCGGCAUUACCACAGCAUCGAGGUCUUCACCCACUAUGACCUCCUCACACUCAAUGGCUCCAAGGUGGCGGAGGGGCACAAGGCCAGCUUCUGUCUGGAGGAUACAAACUGCCCCACAGGACUGCAGCGGCGCUAUGCCUGUGCCAACUUUGGGGAGCAGGGAGUGACUGUUGGUUGUUGGGACACCUAUCGGCACGACAUUGAUUGCCAGUGGGUGGAUAUCACAGAUGUGGGCCCUGGGGAUUAUAUCUUCCAGGUGGUUGUGAACCCCAAAUACGAGGUGGCAGAGUCUGACUUCUCCAACAACAUGAUGCGGUGUCGCUGCAAAUAUGAUGGGCACCGAGUCUGGCUGCACAACUGCCACACAGGGGAUUCUCUCCGGGUCAACACCGAGCUUGCUUUGGAGCAAGAGCAGCGACUCAGAAACAACUUCAUCUGAAGCCAGCAGGGCACAUGCCUGGCUGUGGCCCACACACCGAUACCUCAGCUUACUGGA
Molecule: messenger RNA, 2334 nt
Organism: Suncus etruscus (white-toothed pygmy shrew)
Lineage: Eukaryota; Metazoa; Chordata; Mammalia; Eulipotyphla; Soricidae
Gene: LOXL4
Product: lysyl oxidase like 4
Exons: 14
Coding region: 1-2277 (758 amino acids)
Biological process (GO): peptidyl-lysine oxidation
Cellular component (GO): membrane
Molecular function (GO): copper ion binding; protein-lysine 6-oxidase activity
Source: RefSeq, a predicted model, not a curated record